This is a messenger RNA of Cololabis saira (Pacific saury), 4742 nucleotides long. Its product is annotated as transcription factor E2F3-like. Gene Ontology annotation, molecular function: protein dimerization activity; RNA polymerase II cis-regulatory region sequence-specific DNA binding; DNA-binding transcription factor activity, RNA polymerase II-specific. The coding region runs from base 229 to 1554 and encodes 441 amino acids. The transcript is spliced from 8 exons. NCBI's taxonomy places the organism in Eukaryota, Metazoa, Chordata, Actinopteri, Beloniformes, Belonidae. Gene Ontology annotation, biological process: regulation of transcription by RNA polymerase II. The record is from RefSeq and is a predicted model, not a curated record. Gene Ontology annotation, cellular component: RNA polymerase II transcription regulator complex.
UCCUGAAGCCAUUUCUAGACGGGAGAAACGAGAGUUGCGCUACUUUUAAAUCCGUUGCAUCUGCCUAAAUGCACGCACUUGAGAAAAAAUACUUUUUAAAAGUCGACCCAUCAGACAUUCGUCUUCACUUCGGUCUGAUUAUUUUUGUAAAAAUCGCGACGGAUUAGCAGAUAGACGGGCUCAAAAGUUCAGACUCUGAGAGAAGGGGUGAACCCCGAGUAACGCAAGAUGAGAAGAGGGAUCUCCUCGGCUCCGGACAAAGUGAUUUUAGCAGGGGUCGGAGGCUCUCCUCUGGACAAUAAUAUCAUUUUAACAGCUCUCUCGGAUCGCCUAAACCCCGGCCAAGCCAACGCUACUACAUACAUCCAAAUAAUCACCACCCCACCGCCCUGCAACGUUACACAGACCCCCGGUGUGUGCCUAUCCGAGCCUCAGGUUAACAGCGUUUACACCACUCCGCAACAAGCCUCUAACGGAGUGGGACAGCGACCUGCUCUGGGGAGACCACCGGCAAAAAGGCGGUUGGCGCUCGAUGAUUCAGACCACCAAUACCAGUCCGAACCGGUCCGAACUCCAAGAGGCAGAGGAGCAGCCAACGGGACGAAGCUAAAGACGCCCAAAACACCCAAAUCGCCACCGGAGAAGACGCGAUAUGACACUUCUUUGGGCUUGUUGACAAAGAAGUUUGUGGACCUGCUCGCUCAGUCUUCUGAUGGGGUUUUGGACCUCAACCUUGCCGCUGAAACCUUACAGGUACAAAAAAGGAGGUUGUAUGACAUCACCAAUGUACUAGAAGGUAUUCAUCUUAUCAAGAAGAAAUCCAAGAAUAACAUUCAGUGGAUGGGCUGCAGUCUGUUGGAGGUAGAGGGGGCCCUGAGCCAGAGACAAAUACUGACGGCGGAAGUUUCUGCGCUGACUGAAGAGGAGCAGAGACUCGAGCAACUCAUCCAGAGAUGCAGCCUUGAGAUGAGACACAUGAGCGAGUUGCCAGGCAACCAAAAGUAUGCUUAUGUAACGUAUCAAGACAUCAAACAAGUGGGGAGCCUCCGAGACCAGACUGUAAUAGUCAUCAAAGCUCCCACAGACACCAAACUGGAAGUACCAGACCCUGACGAGAGUUUAUCCAUCCACCUGACCAGCACCAAGGGUCCCAUAGAAGUGCUGCUGUGCCCAGAUGAGGAGAAUGACAUGAGGAGUCCUGUAAAAAAUAGCCACACAGACAUCAAUGGGAAUUCGCCUUUCCUCAAAGUUGUUCAAGAUUCAGGCUGCACAACCACCUCUCCUAGCUCCUUCCUGUCUCCACCUGCCGCCUCCUCUGCUGUUGCCGUCACGACUCUCUCCCCCAUUUCGUCUCCUUACACAAGUCUUCUCCAGCAGACGGAGGAACAGAUCUCUUCAUCCCUAGGGCCUUUCUUAAACCUUGGCCCCCCCAUACUGGAGCAAGAAGAAUACCUCUUAGGCUUGGGAGAUGACCAAGGAAUAAGCGACUUGUUUGAUGGCUGUGACUUUGAUAAGAUGCCCCCACUUGGCCUGGAUGAUCUUCUGUGCAGCUAGCAUUAGCUAAAAGAAGGUGGAGAUGAGACGCUGAGGGCUUUUCUGUCCCACAGGGACUAAAUGCCAUGUUUUGCAUGGCAUCAGCAAUUUAACGGGUGGUAUAAGUGUGCUCUCUGUAUGUGUUGCAUUGUGGAAUUGACUGUGCAGAGAGACCAACAAAGGCAGAACAGUUUAAAGCAAAACACCCCACACCGCCUGGCAUUAUUACACAUAUUCAUAUCCCGUACACAUGAGUUGGCUUUAUGGCUUUAGCAUGGCAGUAUGAUCACUGAAAACCUUUUUAUAGAAGGCAAAACCAAACCUGCAAGGAAGAUGGAAGUUGGUGUAAAAUGAGUUUCUUGCAUAAAGGUUAAAGUUUAUUUGCAUCUUCUGUGUGACACAUUGUCGGGUGUACAGAGUGAUGUUAAUAACCUUUAACGGGUUAAUGCCAUGUGUUGUGGGGAGGAGGUUCUAAAGAGUUCUUAUUGAUUUUAUUUUAUUGCACCAAUGAUCUGUGACGGGAGGUUUACACUGAUGACUUUUCAGUAGGCGUAAUUGUGUGCAGAUGUUGAGAUCUUUAGAAAUUAGAUGCUAUAAAACAAAAAUAAAAAUUUGCAGAUGGCAGUCAUAGCACGAGAUGACUGACAGGAAAGCCAAGCAGAGGUUUUGGUAAGCUCUCUCAUCUCUGCACCUCCCCGAGCAUAUCACACGAGUUGUGUGUGCAUUUGAACAUCAUUGCUUUACAGAAAAGUUGCAAAGAAGAUUAUUUUGGAUUACUUGGGAAAAGUAGAUGCAUAUUCUCCGAAUGCUCUUAAACAAGACAAGUGUGCAUCUGUCUUUCAUCUGCGAUCUUUCUUACUGUGACAGAUAUUCACCAUGAAAAUGUCUUAUUUCAUAAGGAAGACAUUUUUAAUUUUUGAUUACGAACAGAUCCCAGAAAAGCCAUCACUCCCUAGUAAUAGGGGGUUUUAGUAAAAGCACCUGAUGUACUUAAAUGUAUCAGCCCUGUGAAGACACUUGAUAUGUUAACUUGAAUAUCAUCUCCAGCACGUAGUCUUUAAUGCGCCAUGAAUUCAGGAAUCAAAUCUCUUUCAAUUUUGCUGCUGCUGCUGUUUUUGUUAGGACCACAUUUCCCAUCGUGCCUCCUCAGUUACUGUGUUCUGCAAAUUUAAGUUCGAAUCGCUUUACACUCUGUGCACACUGCCCGUUCAGAGCGCGCAGAGGUAGUCUUGUUAAGUAUCAGUUUUUGGGGUUUGAGAACUUUGGAAUUUUAAAGGUUUUUUAAUACUUAGAAAUAACUAAUGACAUUAUGGUUGGCUAAGGAACCAAGGACCUGAUAGCCACUAUAUGAGACGUGAGCAUGUAAUUGUUCUUCUUGAAAACACAUUGGGAAAAAAAAUCAUUAAAAAAAAACGAACGGGUGUUCUGUAAUUUUAAUUCUUAUUGUAUAGAGUCACUGAAUUCUUAAACAGUGGUUCAUCAAGAAAGGCUUGAGUACAUGCUGAAAUAGAAGCUGCAAACCUGUUGUUUGAAGCUUCGUCCUUUAGAGAUCACAGAUAAUCGAUCUGCUGCUAGUCACGACUUCCCCCGACCUGAUUGGUGUGCGCUUGAGUAGUUGUGUGUGCAGCGUGAAUGAGUUUUGUUAGAUCCCGCUUGCUCAAAAGUAAGCCAGCCAUGUGUAAACUGAUGUAUAGUUUUCUAUUUCUUUUUGCAAUGCACAAGGUACUGUAGGCUACCUCUCACUAAAUGUUGAACAGUAGGAUAGAGUGUAGAGGGCAAUGCCAUGAUGCUUGAGAGUCUGAAAACUCCUCAAUGCCAUGAUGCUUGAGUCUGAAAACCCCUUUGUCAUAGAAGUUGUCCUUGUGUUUUAGCAGUGAUGUUGGAUGUUGCAUCCACAGAUAUCAAAAUGAGAAUACAUUUACUCAUUAACCAAUUUCAUGCCAUCACAUAUUUUUUUUUUUUAAUGGCAUGCACAUUUGAAAGUCAAAUGGAUGUAUUGAAUUUUCUUUUUUGUGUGUGUUACGUUGAUGUUUUCAGUAAGUUAUUUAGUUCUUUUGUCAGUGUUUCUUAGUAAACAGCAAAGCAUCACGUAUACCCCAAAAGUAACAUAUAUUCAUACAUGAAGUUAUGAAUUUACAUGUCACCUUUGCUGUUCAUUUGGAGACUUGGGGUAUAUAAGCCACUGACCCAGAAUCAAUUAUUAGGUUUUUCCUUUGCUGAGUUGUGUAGAGACCCUUUUGUUUUGUGGAAUUUUUUCUUUUUAUUUUGAAUUGUUGUCAAGGAGUCUGAUGCGUCAAAAUUUCUGCCAUUUCCCCUUUCUCAAAGAGUUCUCAAGUCUAUUAGAACAGCUUGUGAACUGUAAAACUAACAUGAACCCUUUCAAUUGGCAUUGUGUCAUCAGUGCCAUUACUGGAAAUAAAUGAAGUUGAAGCACAUUUUCUUUUCUUUUUUUGCAAAAAUUUCCCUACCAGCGUACUAUUGUCAUCUGUGUAUUGUAAAUGUAUUUAAGAUUAUAUUUCUCCAUUUUGUCCUUUUAAGCUCAACAAUUUAUUUAGUUAAAAUGUGUCCUACAUCUGUUUCGAGCAGCCAAAACCCUGUUGAAAUAUUUUUGUCAUGGGGGGAUGGGGUGGGGGGUGUUUUUUGGAAAGAUUGUACUUUUUCCCCUAUAGUUUUUGAUGGAAUGUUAAAGGUUUUAUUACACCACUGAAGCUAGUGUUUUAUAUAAUGGGUGACAUAAAAUUGCAGCUUGUUUUCUAUUGUAUGAUUCUGAUGUGUGAUUAGAUCUUACAGAACGUUAUCAAGCUUAAUAUAAUAACUAUAGUCCAGAUUGAAACAGCAUUGAUUUUUCCAGCUAUUUUUUGAUGGUUGUUAAGCUGUUACCAAAUACAGUAUACUUAUCCAUAAAUAUUCUCUAUAUGUGGAAAAGUAACUAUUUGAUAGGAAAAACUUGACUGUAAAAUUAUAAUAUUGCUGCCUGGUUCUACUAACUACAAAGAAAGAAGAGAAAUUUGCAGUUUGAAUGCAUGGGUGAAAGUGAUGUUAAUUGUUUAAUGUAAACUAAUUGGAUGUUUUUUGAUGUCUCAUUUAGUUAACAAUUGUUCCUACAACUAUAAAAUGAGGAAUUUGAGUUGUUUGUGGGUGGGAGGGGUAAAAUGGAAUUGUUUUUUUUGUACUCCUGGUAUUUGUAAUUGGAGAAAAAAAAUGAAUAA